CGCCUCCGCCGCGGAGGACGACAACGAGUCCGCGCGCGCGCGGGGCCCCGCGGCGCACCUGCUCGCGGUUUCCCCUCGAGGUUCACGAAAGGGGCUGCGGUCCCGGCUUCUCGGUGACGGGCAGCGGUCCCAGCCAGUGCCGCCGCGGCCGUUGACGGGCAGGUCGGCGGCAGCCCGUUCCUAGAGCGCCCAGCGCCUCAGCCAGGCGGCGUGAGCUCCCCCAGGGCCCGGGUCCGUGAUAUGCGACGCUUCAGCCACAUCAGCCCCCACCCCCGCCUCCCGUGUCCCCAAACCCGCGUGAACGAAGCCCCCCGAAGGGAAGCGGCGUCGGGAGACAUUGUGGAGUCGCCCGUGGGAGCCGAGGGGGCAUGAGCCACCUGCAGACGCUGCUGUUAGACACCCUCCUGGGGACCAAGCACGUGGACUGUGCCGCGCUCAUCAAGAUCCAGGAGCGGACCCUGUGUGUGGCAUCGCCGGGAUUCAAUGUAAUGCCAAGUGAUGUCCGAACUCUUGUGAAUGGAUUCGCCAAAAACCCCUUGCAGGCCCGAAGAGAAGGGCUGUAUUUCAAGGAAAAGGACUACAAAUGUGUCCGGGCAGAUGAAAAUUCUCUUUACGCUAAGAAUGGGAACACCGGCGUGAUUGUUGUAAAGACUCAUCUGUAUCUUCUGGUGGCGACUUACACCGAGAGCAUGUACCCUAGUGUGUGUGUGGAAGCCACAGAGAAGCUGGGAGAAUAUCUAAGGAAAAAAGGAAAUUAAUUCAUGAGAGGACUUUGAAAGACAACUUUCUUAUUUUAGAAGCAAACUAUAGAUCAUAAAGAAGAAAUUAUGCCGCAUUUGUGGUUGAAAAACACUAAGCCGAAGACACUAAAGAAUAAUAAUCCAUUAAGGGGAUAAUUCAAGAGGCCAUCUUCUUUCAUUGGAAGUACUUGAUCAACUUGUUCUUUUAAGUGUUAGUCAUUGGCGUGGAACCUGAAAGUGCUGAUGGUUUUAAAGGGCAUGUCCUGGAGGCUCCCCUCCAGAGGCUCUUAUCUUCCUGGAUAUGCCAGGAAUGCAAGUUCCUAACCAUGCUUUAUCCAGGCCAUAUCGGGGUUAUGUCGGGGUUAUGUCGCAGGAAGCAACCUUAGAAAGAAGUCAUGUCCCCCUUCCUGACAGCACAUUUGCUAACUGCUUGCUGUAAGAGGGGUGGGGUCCCCAAGCUCAGUAUUCCUCUACGCUACAUGUGUGACAGCCAUCUGGUCCACUUCACCCCUGUGAGUCCGUAUCACCCCUGGAGGGGUAGGAGAACCAAUGCAAAGGCCACCAGCAGUGGGCCACUAGACAGGUGUUUGAUGGCCAUCCCACACUCCGUUUGUAGGCUUCCUGUAUAAGUGAGCAUUGGAAAGGCCUUUUAGAAAACAAACCCCACGUCUCUCUCUGUAUGCUAGUCUGCACUACUUGGUAAGGCAGCAUGACCCCUGAACUCCACCUUUCCCAGAAAGUAUUCCUCCGUGGGUCACCUCCUAGGCGAUGAUCAGGACAAGAGUGGCAAGUUACAGAGUUUAUUUUGAAAACUAGAGAUUGUACCCUGAGUGUUGCUGGGCAUGAUGCGUCUUUCCCCCAACAGCAGCCUCAGGCCAGCCUGGUUGUCACACCCUGCACGUGUCCCUGGGGAGGGAACACCGUAGACCACUGAUCGGAAGGGCCCAGGGAAUUCAAGCUCAGCUCUGGGCAGCCAGGUUGGAUUAACACGGUUCUGUAUCAGAGGGAUGAAGAGCACUUGGUAGAGUGUGCUGCUCUCCAGGUCCCUCCACGGUACACAGGCCAGGGGAAUAUAAUGGGUCUCUAAGAUUUGUAAAAAUAUCCCUGUCCCAUAUGACCUUUCCAGACGAAAUGUCGGUGCGAAAGAGCAUGACUGGAGAUAAAGUAUCCUCAUGGCUACUGGGAUGGAGCAUCAUUCCUCUUCUGAGCUUGGGUGCCAAGGGCCACAGACAGCUUCCUUUGUGGUCAAAUUCACCACUAGUCCAUUCUAUCUGUUAAGUUGCUUGAUACUGUAUGAAUGAGGGAUAAAAAUAAAGGUAAACAUUUGCUUAUCUGGAAGCCAUUGAGUAACGAAGGUAAGGAGUAGCCUACAGGACCCCAGAGAGGGUCACAAUCUAGUAGGGGAGGCAAGCUCGUCACUGAGUCACACGACCCAUGAUACAGGCUUUUACAGAUCCGUAGCAACUGCUGAACGCAGAGCCGGGAGCCUAGGGCUGUGCCUUCAGGAGCCUUAGGAUGCCCUGUGAAGUGGAUGUAGGAGAAUGAGUGAGUAUGAGAGAGUAAGCUUGAAGGAACACACGUGUGAAGGCACAGUCAUGACCAGUUGUGCGGCAAGAAUGGUGAGACGGUCCAUCUGGCUGGAAAGCAGUAUGUGUGGAGGAGCGAACAGGGAAACAGCGGACGAGGGCAAGAUAGGGCUGCUUUCCUCGGGGUCACCCAAAGGUCAUCCAGCGGUACUGUGGUAUAGCAGCAACUACUGGAUUCUGGUUACAAAAAUAAUAAACACUGAUCUUAAAACCUUAGGAAAAUAAGCCCCAUAGUUCUGUGAUAGAGCGCCCCAAACCUGCACCUGCUCAUCCAGGGUUCUGAUGCAGGGGUGCAGGAAGAAGGCAGGCAUUUAUUUGCCAAACACCAAGCAAGGAGCUAGGCAGCUUUCACUUCAUUUCUGGGCUCUUGGAGGGGAUCGUGUAAUUGAAGCUGAGACUGAGGUGGGUGUUCAGCCCGGGUACAGGUCUCUAGUCGGUCUGCAGGGCCUGCGGCCCUCCUCUGGCCACAAAAGAGUGUGACUUCAUGUUCUUUGGGAAAUUUUUAAAGUGGCAAACUGAGCUUUAGUUAGGUGGUUGUUGCUUUUUGCUCAGGGCCUAGGGUUCUUGGAAAAAACCUUCAAGAGAAGACAAAAUGUCAAAAUGCUGUCCACAGAGGAGGUAAAUGACCUUAGGAGGCCUGUGAUCGGGGAGCCCGUGGGGCCAGCUGACCUAAUGCACCACUCCCUCAGAUUAGUGAGCUCAUUUUAGUAAGAGGUUAACUUGCAAAGAAACUUCAAGUAAAGAGAGGGAGACAGAGAGGGAGACGGAGUCUGUGGAAGACUGGUGCCUGUAGUAGAAGGUAUCUGCACCGUAGCCUCCACACAGGGGCUUGGCUUCAGUUUCACAGUAAAUGGGAACUGCUGGUGAUUCAGUUAUCCCAGCUUUUCUUGAGGCACAGAGCAUAUAACUUUUGCCCCCAUUUAGAUCCGCAGUGCAUAUAGUUGACAUCCACUAUGUUCAUUCAGCAUAAUGUUACAAGACCUUGAAUAUCAUUGAAAUUGCUUUGGAAAAUCAUUAAAUAUCAUGUAGUU
Molecule: messenger RNA, 3357 nt
Organism: Oryctolagus cuniculus (rabbit)
Lineage: Eukaryota; Metazoa; Chordata; Mammalia; Lagomorpha; Leporidae
Gene: PFN4
Product: profilin family member 4
Cellular component (GO): cell cortex
Molecular function (GO): actin monomer binding
Source: RefSeq, a predicted model, not a curated record